AAAAAAAUAUCUAAUGCAAGCUAGCUCAUAAUAAUCAAUAUAGCAAUAAAUGACACUAAUCCAAAUACAACUACAUAACCAUAAACAAAGCUACAUAAAUUCUAUACCUUUGUCACAAUCUUUUCAUCAUCACCUCAACCAUUUUUCUCUCUUUUACCGAAACCAAAAAAAAAAAUAAAAAUAAAAAUAAAAAUUUAAUCAUGGGUUCAUCUCAAAUCUUCAAAAUCACAAAAUUUACUCUAGUUAUGAUCAUAGUAACUCUAUGCAUAAAUGAAACUUCCGAGGCGGUUGAUACGUCGUCGUUGCCAACUCAAUGUAGCCAAUCAAUAUCAGACUUGUCUAGCUGCCUGAAUUUUGCGACGGGAAGUUCGCCGACGCCGGGAAAAAAGUGUUGUGAUUCAGUAGGAACAAUGAAGGAGAAAAAACCGGUUUGUUUGUGUUUCUUUAUAGAACAAGCUCAUAAUGGAAGUGAAAAAAUUAAGAAUCUUGGGAUUAAAGAAGAUAAUCUCUUACAACUUCCUAAUGUUUGUCAUCUUACUAAUGCUAGUGUUAGCAAUUGCCCUAAGCUUCUUGGAAUUCCGGCAACAUCCCCGGCAGCCGCCAUAUUCAAGGACAGUAACGGAACAUCCUCGACGACAGCGUCGCCGUCAACAUCUUCUUCUACAACAUCAAGCACAACAGAUAACGGCAACAAUGCAAACGGAGUCAAGCAUGGAAAUGUUUUCUUAAGCAGCUUUCUUGCAGUUUUCAUGUCUGCUAUUAUUCUCUGUGCUUUUCCUAUUGGAACCUUCUUCUAGUUCUCUUUUUAAUUUUUAAGUUUCAAAUGUAAUUUCGUUAUUCUCGGCUAUUUUAUUGCUUUUCAAGUUUCAAAUUAAUAUACUUUAAUGUGUGGAAUGUGGGUUGGUUUUUAGUUUACAAAAUUUUAUUGAGAUUUCUUUUAAGUAAAAGACUAUUGCUUAUGAAUUAUAAUUAAAGUUGUCAUUCUACAA
Messenger RNA from Amaranthus tricolor (Joseph's coat), 989 nucleotides. RefSeq names its product non-specific lipid transfer protein GPI-anchored 1. The transcript has 2 exons. The record is from RefSeq and is a predicted model, not a curated record. Bases 201 to 797 code for a protein of 198 amino acids. NCBI's taxonomy places the organism in Eukaryota, Viridiplantae, Streptophyta, Magnoliopsida, Caryophyllales, Amaranthaceae.